Molecule: messenger RNA, 3097 nt
Organism: Grus americana (Whooping crane)
Lineage: Eukaryota; Metazoa; Chordata; Aves; Gruiformes; Gruidae
Product: glutathione S-transferase theta-1
Exons: 6
Coding region: 326-1051 (241 amino acids)
Biological process (GO): glutathione metabolic process
Cellular component (GO): cytoplasm
Molecular function (GO): glutathione transferase activity
Source: RefSeq, a predicted model, not a curated record
GCCGGGAGGGCUCUCCUGGCGUCCUGCCGCACUCUCCCGCCCUGGCCCCGCAGGACACUUUCGCCCGAGGCCCGCCGAGGCGCAGACCCCGCCACGCCACGGCCCCCCGCCUGCCCCUCGCACCGGGAGAGGCCGGAGCCCCGCCGGCUGCCGCCUCCCCUCAGCGCCGCCGCCCGCCGGGGGCGCAGCCCGGGGGAGGGCGCCUCCCGCCCGCGCACGGCUCGGCCCCCGCCUGCCCACGCGGGGCGGCUCCGGGCGGCCGGCGAGACGGCCGCGACAGCCUUCCCGCGGGCCGGGUCAGGCCGGGCCGGGCGGCGGCAGCAGGAUGGGGCUGGAGCUGUACCUGGACCUGCUCUCGCAGCCCUGCCGCUCCAUCUACAUCUUCGCCCGGAGCAACAACAUCCCCUUCGAGUUCAAGCACGUGGAGCUCUUCAAAGACUCGGUGCUGGGGAAGAAGCCGGCGGCGGGGAGCGGCGCGGAGCAGCCCCGCGCAGGGCCAUCAAAUAGUGAAGGAGCUGGCAAAGUCAGCCUCUUGAAGAAAGUACCAGCGUUAAAGGAUGGAGACUUCACCCUAGCUGAAUGCACUGCCAUUCUGCUGUAUCUGAGUCGAAAGUACAACACUCCCGACCACUGGUACCCAUCAGACAUACAAAAGCGGGCCCAGGUAGAUGAAUACCUCUCAUGGCAUCAUGCUAACAUCCGGGCUAAUGCUCCUAAGACCAUGUGGAUCAAGGUGCUGAUUCCCCUCUUCACAGGGCAGCCACUGCCCUCCGAGAAGCUCCAGGAGGUUAUGGAGGGGCUGUCCACUUCCCUGAAGCAAUUUGAGGAGAGGUUUCUGCAGGACAAGGCUUUUAUCAUCGGGAGUGAGAUCUCUCUGGCGGAUCUUGUGGCCAUUGUGGAGCUGAUGCAAGUGAGUGCUGGAGUGUGGUACACUUGUGGUGCCUGUUGUCUCGGUGAAGAAGCGACUGCCCAAAGCCUCACUGUUGCUCUCUCCCCUUUCUGCAGCCCGUUGGAGUUGGUUGUGACAUCUUUGAAGACAGACCUAGGCUGAUGGAGUGGCGCAGGCGGGUGGAGGAUGCUGUGGGGAAAGAGCUUUUCUUCCAAGCCCAUGAGAUGAUCCUCAAUAUCAAAGAACUGAGCAACAUUCAGAUUGAUCCACAGCUGAAGGAGCAUCUGGCACCUGUAUUGAUGAAGAUGUUGAAAUGAAUUAACCUAUCUUACCAUUUUUCCUGCCUUUUUUUUUUUAACUUCUCUGACCUCCAGUUCUACAUGUAACUGGAAAGAGCACUGUAAUUCUAACACAGAAAUUGCAGAGUGUUUCCCUCCCCCCGCCAGGCCUUUCCUGUAUCUUUGGGGGUGGAAGCUGGGGAAGGUUUAAGACCUGAAACAUUAAAUUUAUACAGAAGUCCUACAGGUCACUUAACGUGUGCAUCUGGGAUUUAUUUCAGUGUCAGUCUUCUCGGAGAUGGUAGAGACACAACUGGUAUUUCCUGACAAAAUUUGAGCCAGCCUACAAACUAGGAACAUUAGAGAACUGUAUAGGAUGAGGAUUUUUUUCAUGUUUUUAACAUUUGCAGCUCCUUCCCAAGCGGCAAGCACUGCAAAGCGUGCCUGAUCCUCACCUUCUCAGCACACGUCUGCACAGACAAGUACAGCACAAAACUACAGGCAGUCACAAAAGUGAAAAAAGACAUGGAAUUUUUUUCUUUUUUAAAAGUUUCUUAUUGCUGAGGCAUCUUGCUUGACUGUCCAGGUACAUUCCACACCUCUUCUAUUUGCCUUUAGGUUCCCGUGAGAAGUUUCUUCAUUUUCAUCUACAACUGUGAAUCUUCAUAAUUCUUCAGUUUAAUCACUGCUCUUCAUUUCUGAAAGCCUGGGUUUCGUUGGUGCUCAAUCUGCCAGUACACAGGUGGCAGGGGCUGUUCUUGGAGAUUCGUGCAGUAAAGACCAAGCAACUUCAAAAAGCUGAGGGCAGCCACAGCCUUCAAGUAACUGCCUACCUAAAGUACUCCGUUGAUAUUCUGUAGGGGAUACACUGAAAGAAGGCAUUCACAGUGAUUUCUUGAAAUAUGACAGCAAUCAAAUUGGAUUUUUUCUGUGGUAAUACUGUAAGAGCAAGCCACAUUUCUCCUAGAAAAUGCAGAGGGGGAAUAAAUCUAGACGUGCUCUUCUGAGACUGAUUUAGAUGGAAGUUCACCAAGUAAGUCACCCUGCGCAGCUGAAGUAAUAAGAGAUUUUGUGGCAUUGAGCAACAUAUGCAUCACAAUAAAAGGGCAGAGAGUUGUUUUGGGCUCUUUUUCUUGGCUGUGUUUAUUUCUGGUUAGCUGUAACUCAGAUACAAAACCCUUUUGUACUGCAGCAGAAUUUAUAGGGUAAAACUGAGAGUGCAACCAUUUCUAGUUUCUUCAGUUGAAAAAAACAAAUUGUAAAGGAUGCAGAGGCUGGUGGAAUAUAAAUCUCUGCAUAUUUCCAUUUACGAGUAGUUGCUGCCCUUGAACCUUACCCUGAAAUCCUUGCCCAAGAACUCUUCCUGUAAGGAAUAAGACAAAAUGAGUAAAUAAUUCAGGAAUCACUUCUCUCGCUAAUCAAAUAGCUUCUUUUCUUUCCAGUACUGCUAUGUCUUGGCUAGUGACGUUUCUGCUGGUAAGUUCUAUAAAACCUGAUGUGUUCUGGUGAUGUUUUUCACUACGGUUUCAGUUCUAGAUACUACUGAUUUAGUUCAGAGCCUAGGGAGAUCUUUUUAAAUUCCCUGUCCAGAAAGAGAACUCCAUUAUACACUUCAGCUUGCAUUAGCAGGAAGUUUUGUUUUGUGAUUAUGUUCUCAAGAGACCUGGCUGAAGACCCUCUGUUUUCAUGAACAACAGUCUUAGAAACAGGCACACAUUUAUUCCCACCUUUCCUUUCUUUUCUUCCCAAACAUUCACCGAAUAAUAUGUUUUUAUUGAUGUUUUAUUCACAAAAUAUUGUCUACAACUGAGUUAAAUUUUAAAUGGGAAGUGGCUGAUUUUUUUUGGCAAUUUUGAGAGUGGAAUUGCUAAGUGGAUGAUGACGCGUGCAAAUGUCUGCAGGAGGGAAUAAACUACCGUGAUUUUCCAAA